Molecule: messenger RNA, 1113 nt
Organism: [Candida] anglica
Lineage: Eukaryota; Fungi; Ascomycota; Pichiomycetes; Serinales; Debaryomycetaceae
Source: the annotation of a GenBank genome assembly
AUGAGUUCUGUAUCUGCAAAAAAUGUAUUGACUCCAUACAUCAAGUCGUUAUUUCUUGAGCGUCCCAAUUUGACUCCUGAAGAUCUUGCGACAGUGCUCAAGUUCAUUUUCAGAGGUAUUCCUUCAGAAGCACAAACUGCUGCCUUUCUUACUGCCUUGCGUAUGAGAGGGGUUGACCAUCAACCUGAGUUUAUUGCAGCUGCUGUGCGUACCAUUUUAGAGUUUUCCACUGUCAUUGACCCUUCUAAGGUUUCAUCUGAAGGUUAUGUCGAUAUUGUUGGAACUGGUGGUGAUGGUCAGAAUACUUUCAAUGUAUCUACAUCGGCUGCUAUUGUGGCGGCCGGUGCUGGUCUCCCAGUUUGUAAACAUGGGGGUAAGGCAUCUACUUCUACAUCUGGGUCAGGUGAUCUUUUGAAAAGUUUAGGGGUUGAUUUAAUGCAAGUAACUUCUACAACUGUACCUGAAAUAGUACCAAAGUCAAAUUUCUGCUUUCUUUUCGCCCCUGCAUUCCAUCCUGGAAUGGGUAAAGUUGCUUCUAUUAGAGGUCAAUUGGGGAUUCCAACGAUAUUCAAUAUUUUAGGACCUUUAAUAAAUCCAAUUCCUUUGAAAGUGAGGGUAUUGGGUGUUUAUAGUGAAGCAUUGGGAGAAGCAUAUGCACAGGCUGCUGCGCAAUUGGCGGUGGAUAACAAGACACAUCAACGUACCAUUGUUGUAUUUGGAGAAGUUGGACUUGAUGAAGUAGCGCCAUGUGGAUCUACAAAACUUUGGAUUGUGGAGUCUGAUGGGACUAUUACUAAACAAUUAAUUAAUCCAUUAAGCUUCAAUUUACCUGAACAUAGCUUAGAAGAUGUAAAAUCUGGAACUCCUGAAGAAAAUGCUGCCAUUUUAAUGCAUAUUUUACGUCAAGAUAAUGAAAAAUACCUAGUUGAAGGGGCUGGGAAUGAUCCAAUAGUUGAUUAUAUUCUUCUCAACACUGCCUUGUUGAUCUAUGCUACCGGUAAGGCUGAAAGUUUACAAGAUGGUGUUCUUGCUGCAAAGAAAUCUAUUACAUCAGGAUCAGCAUUAAGAGAAUUCGAAAAAUUUAAAGCUGCAAUUGAAGCAACAAAGGAUUAG